UAGAGCAAGUGUACAAUUUUAAUGAAAAAUAUAUAAAUAAACAUUAUAAAAAAUCCGUUUAAACACUAGCUGUUUAGUACUGAAAAAAAUUCCGAGCCAAUUGGACUCAAAUUGCUCUUCAUAAGGAAAAGAAAAUAACCUAGACGUAAAACAUAUUCGGAGAAAAUAUAAAAAAUGAAAUAUUUUACAAAUUCUAAACUUUUAGUGACGUUUAUAUGCGUCCAUUUGGUUCAACACGCAAGCAGUGCGCCACAAGGGUGGACCCAGCCGCGUUUCAACAGCACCGCAGGAGUAGCUACUCAAAAUCGGAAAACCGGCAGUUGGCAGGCAAAUGGAGGCUGGAAUUCGCUACAGCAACAACAACAACCGUCACAAUGGCCACGUAGAAACCAGACCGUAGGAAAUCAAAACUACUACAAACCCAAUAGCACUCGUGGUGCCUACAACAACAACUGGGAACGUGGUAAUGGGUCAUAUCAACCACAAGGCGAAAGAGUUUGGUUAAAUAGCAAUCAAUCACAUCCCUUCAUACAAGUACCCGGAUUUAGAAAUCCAUCAAAUAUUUUUGCUGCUGCUAAGCAACCAAAUCGUAGCAUAUCUGAAGGCGCAGGUUGGAGGCAGCCAAACAAUUGGAGUACUCAAAACCGCAAUGCAACACAAUGGUAUCCAGCAGCACGUCCCAGCAAUAAUUUCACAUACGGUGGACAACUUACGCCAAGCGGAGCCAGCUGGGCAGCACCGGUUAGCCUAGCAGGCAAUACAAAUGGACAUGGCGGUGGGAGUAAUAGCAGUCGUAGCGGCUACACUGGUGUUCCGGCAGUUAAUCAAUGGAACAGCACUGCCUCAAAUCCCGUUUGGAACGCGCGUCUUCCGGGUAACGCACUAGUAGCUGGAGUUUCUGGAGCCAAUAGAACCGCACCAGCGGCACCAUUUGGAAGUAACGCUUUUAAUGGACAAGGCUGGAAUAUACCUAAUAACCCAUCACCAUACGGUAGUGUGAACAGUGGCUCCAAUUCUGAUGCUCAACUGGCACCGUUAGCUGGACAUACAAAUACCGGAAUGAGCUAUGCUAAUGGUUCACAACAACAGUCGCAAUCACGUGGUCCAUAUAAUACUAAUCCCUAUGCCAAUUUAUUCGUUUAACCACCAAGGGUGAUUUUUUUCUUUUUUUUUCUGGUUUUCACCGUUUUAUUGUGAUUAAAAUGAGAUAAUAAAUUAUUCCAAACAGAACAUAACA
Molecule: messenger RNA, 1237 nt
Organism: Ceratitis capitata (Mediterranean fruit fly)
Lineage: Eukaryota; Metazoa; Arthropoda; Insecta; Diptera; Tephritidae
Exons: 2
Coding region: 175-1143 (322 amino acids)
Source: RefSeq, a predicted model, not a curated record